Pieris napi is the source of this 2622-nucleotide messenger RNA. RefSeq names its product MATH and LRR domain-containing protein PFE0570w-like. Bases 118 to 2622 code for a protein of 834 amino acids. The transcript is spliced from 10 exons. NCBI's taxonomy places the organism in Eukaryota, Metazoa, Arthropoda, Insecta, Lepidoptera, Pieridae. The record is from RefSeq and is a predicted model, not a curated record.
AAUAACAAGUUUUAAAAUUCGAAUCUUGACUUGCAAUUUGGCGCCAUUUUCUAAAUUUAAUAAAAAUAUUUUGACAGUGACGUGUAUUUUGUUUUGACAAAUAUUUUUAUCAGCCAAAUGUCACAUUGUGAUUAUGAUACAAUAUUUUAUAGAGUAUUCUGUGCAACGGUAUUAGGUAUAGCAUUUACAUUCACAGUUAUUUUGACUAAUGUCUUCAUUGAUAUUGAUGGGUUGUUAUCAAAGAAAGACACCGUUGCGGAGACCACAUCCAACUUUGACAGUUACAGAACAGAAGAUGUUAAGAAUGAUGUUCAAUAUGAUGAUCGGAGCGAUGACGCAGAUCCGUAUAGGGGUAAAAGAUCAAUAGAACCCGAUAACUUUUUGUUUCAAGUUAAAAACCCAAAUAUAAAGAAAAUGUUAACAAACAAACUAGCAAAUUUACUUGAAGAAUUGGACGAAGAAGAAUCUACGAAAACGAACAGUAAUGUAGAACAGAUGAAAGCGGAUAGAGAAAAUAUUGAUAAUAAUCAAAGAGAUAAAAAUAGCGAACAAAAUAAUGAUAACAUGCUGCACUUGGCAAUGCACAAUAUUCUUCUACAAGGUAUCAUUGGGCAUAUGGAUUUAAAUAAUGUGUAUAAAAAGGUUCACCUGCUUGUCAAGAAUUUUUACGAACAUAACACCGAAAAGCCUAACAAUGCUAUAGAAACUGUAAAGGAAAUACCAGAAUAUACAAAGCAGAAUGAAGAAGAUAAGUUUUUUGAAGAGCUCUUGAAAUGUAAAACUUUGAAGGACCAAGUCAAUGGUAUAAAAAAUAAUAGCCAACAAAUUAAACAGAAAGAACCUAAAGUAGUAAUUAAAACAAUUAUUGAAAUAAACGAUAAAGGAAAGCUUCAGAGAGACAAUAGCUCCAACAAUAACGAUAUAAUAGGCUUAAUUAAACUUAUAUAUAACGGAAAGUCAAUAAAAAUUGAAAAACUUGAAGAUACAUUCGUAAAAUCGGACAAAGAUGGUGAACAAAUGACUACAAAUGCGGAAAAAUCAGACAAAAAGUCGUCAUAUUUUACUGGCCUUUCUCUUAUUCAAGAGAAGCAACUUUCUGAUCCAAAUUGGAAUAAAAUAAUCGAGAAUUAUUUAAAACAAUACCCAGUCGGUACAGAUUUUGUAAAAAAUAUAGAAAAUAAAAUAAACCGGAAAAAACGACAAAUUAAAAUUCACUACCUCGAUAGCAAACACGCAACUGAUAAACCUAAAACUGCUGAAAAAAUUAAAAAGGAUGAUGAAGAAUUAUAUAUUGAAAUUGAAACACAUUUUGAUGGUAAAGGGAUUAAAGGAGAAAAGAAAAAGAAGUUAGUUCGAAGUCUUAUCGAUAAAAUUCAAAAGGCAAUUCACGAUGAUGGGCACACUGCAACUCAUAAGAAAAGUAUGUCAAAUCACAUUAAAAUCAUGAAGCGGAACCAAGAUCCAAUCAAAAUGAAAAAUAACUUAUUCUACAGCAAAAUUGUACCAGCAAUCCGCAAUAUUGAACAUAGACAAUUAGAUCCUAUUAGCAAUAUUAUAUCUCCUAUUGAUGAUAAUUUCAAUUAUAACAGUGACAGAAUUUGGAAUUCAAAUGUAGCAUCCCCACCAUUUUACUCAGGACAAUCACUAGACGCCGUUGAAAUGGGCAACUUACUCACGAACUACAAUAACGAAAUAUCUAAAAGGAACCAAAAACCAAUAACGAUUGAAAGAAACAGAUUCAAAAAUCGAGUUAACGAUCCAAGUAACAUGACAUUUUAUUUGAAAGAUAUUGAUGGCUCUGGGUUUUCAGUUGGUUUCAAUCAAUAUGUUGAUGAACCACCAGAUAUGGAAAGUUUAAAACUUUUUAAUGGAGUAGAAAAUCUUAUUCAAGAAUAUCAUAACACUUACGACAACUCUAAUAAAAUUGAUAAGGUCUCAGACAACGUAAGUAAUGAAAAAAGGGAGAAGUAUAUUGAAAGAGAACAAGAAAGUAUAUCAAAUUCUCACGUUUUUCGGCGAUCAGUCAACAAUGAACCAAAUUUAAAUUAUUCUUAUAAAAAAUUUAUUAAAAAACUUAUCAAACCAUUAAAUUACUAUAAACCCUGGAAAUUCAAUGGAAAAUCAUCAAACAAAAUAUUUACAAAUAGAGAAUAUAAGACUAGUCGCUCGCCCGGUACAAUAAAUGUUGUUUCGAAACCAAUUAAAAUAAAUGAUCUAUCUGUUGCUUUUAUAAACAACUAUUAUAAUGAGAUACCAAAAAAAUAUAGUCUGGAUUCUUUGGAAAGUAGAUUAAAAAGACGAAAACGAUCGGUUCAUUUAACUCUUCUCUUAUUCGGGCUGCAUUUUAUUGCUAUAGACUGCCAUCCUAAGCCAGAGACAAACAACACUGAAACAUUCGAAAUAAAGCAAUUACCUGACGAAGUGGUUCAAUUCAUCAAUACAAAACCAGACGAACCAGUCAUAAGAGAGAUCUUCUUUUAUCAUAUUAUUGAAAAACCAUAUUUGAAGAAGGAUCCCAAGACGUCGCCUGAUGAUCAAGAGCCUGACUUCGAUGAGUCCAUCAGACCCUUCACCAAUGGUCAAGGCUACCAAUACUUCGACUCGCAGUCAAAGAUAUGUUAA